AGUGCAAAGAGCAUGGCUCCGCGGCGAAGCCAUGCUUCAGACUUCGCAAUUGGCUGGACGAAUGCUAGCCACAGCGAGACGGGCUGGCUGUGGAUUUGAGGUACAGCGAGGUCAUAGGUGUUUGCGUUGGGCUACUUCAGCCACAAACCAGCAGAAAGAGGACUGGCAGAAGGAAAGCGAUUUCGCUCGCAAGCUGCGACGCCUUCCAGCUCGAGAGCUCUGUGAGGCAGUUCAGCCUCGCUUGAAUGACUUGGAUUUUGUGUCGAUGUUGACGGCUUUCCAGCGACUUUCCAAGUUGGGCAUCAAGAAUCCCGAGGAGGAGGAGCUGGCAGUGAAACUCAUUCAGGGCCUGCGAAGGUACCUGGGCAGCCAGGUCGCACGGGAGCGAAACCGUUCCAGGCGAUUUCCCUGGCUCGCACAGGGAGCUUGGGCGGCAGCCAAAGUGCUGCCCGUGCCUUCAAAGACGCUUCAGACUGACGCAACGAAACUCCUGGAGGAGGUGAGCCAAGCCAGCGCACAAGCACUGCAGCGGCGAAAGCCAUUUGAAGCCAGGGAUGCGGCAAACUUGCUGUGGGCCUUGGCAGCAGCUCGAGUCUCUGCACCCAUCGAAGCGUUCGAUGCGCUGCUCGUGAUGAAGACGGAGGCAUUUGCGCCUCAGGACAUCGCGAAUCUCAUUUGGGCCCUGACACGCCUAGAGAACCCCGGCGACAGCCGCCUGGCGAUGUUGGAGAAGCUCUGCGGCUUGGCCCAGAAGCAGAUCUGGCACUUGGAGCCACAGGGCCUGGCAGCGGUGCUGAGUGCACUUGCAGCUGCUCGUGAGAGCCUCGCACUUGGUCCUGGUGUCGCAACGACCGUGGCUACACUGCUGAGGGCAGCAGCUAAGAGAUUGGAAGAGGAGCUGGAUAACAGAAAGGACCCAUCAAGAUGGAGGUCUUCCGAAUUGGUUCAGCUGUUUUGGGCCUUCAGCGUCCUUCAGCUAGACGUCGUCUACUACGAGCAUUUACCUGCAAAAGGCCUGCAAAACAAUUGGACUGACCUCCCUCCGCGGGAUUUGUCACUGCUUGCAUGGAGCUUCGCCAACUCCAAUUCCGAGAGUCUAGCAAUGGAGGUCGGGAAGAUUGCCGCUGCAGGGCUGCCAAAGCUGAGAGAUUUCGACAACCAAGGAAUAUCCAAUCUGGUGUGGGCCUUGGGAGCAGUCAGCCUGGCAGAUCGGGAGGUGUUCUCCCGAGUCGGGACGCUGGUGUCGGCAGGUGACUUCACGGCCAGACAAGUGACCAACAUAUCUUGGGGGUACGCAACUGCAGCAUUUCUUCACCAUGACCUCUUCAAAAAGGCAAAGCGUUUGGCUGAGAGGAGUCUUGAUGCUUUCCGAGUGGACGAGCAAGUUUCCCUGCUAUGGUCCUUUGCAAUUGUGUCAUUGCCGAGUGACACUCUCUGCAGUUCACCAUGCUUGAAGGUUGCCGGAAGUGAGAUGUCUGCCCGCGAAGCUGCAAAUCUCUGUUGGACCUUGGCAGUCUUGGGCCAACACCGGGAGGACGUGCUGGUGGAAUCUGCCAAGUUGCUGGAGGCCAAAGGCAGCCAAGAUCUGGAGCUCCACUUGGCUCAAUGGCACUAUGCAUUCAUGGCCUUCAAACUUGAAGGUGGCAACAUCCCGGGUGACUUGCAAACCUUCGCUCUGCGGGCUGCGGCAGCGGCGAAAAACCGCGCAGUGGCGAAGCUUGGACGCACGGAGGCCUCCUCCAAGCUUCACAGCGAGGUGUCUGCGAAGGUUCGAAGACUGUGCCCGAGUGAGCCUAUCCGGGGGAUCUUGGACGCCCUUACUCAGCAUGGUCUACUGAUGCUGGAUCUUCGUCUUUGUCCUCCAGCUGCUCUGUCGACUACCUGCUCAACUUUGCGGGAGAAACCCACUGGGAUUCGCCAGAUUGUCUUGCGAGAUGGCAUGCGAUGCUUUUGCCAGGAUUUGGCCUACCGGAAACACGCUGCAGCCAAGGACAGGCAGUUCGGGAAGUAUGCCUUGAACACUUCCCACCUCCGCAUGUUGAUGACUGCCUUGUCGGUCUUCCUCUCAGCUAGAGGUCAAAAGGUGUGGAUCUUGGAUCUCGAGGGUCUUCCGCUUGGCAAACAGCUCAGCUCUUUGUUGGCACCACUGGCAGCAACAUUGACCGAGGCGGGUGCACGGCACCUGCAGUGGUUGAACCUCUCUGGUUGUGGGAUUGCUGAUCGUGGCCUUGCGUUGCUGUUGCCGGCGUUGGGAAACUCGGGCAAAGUUCUGCUCCCGGAACUUGAAGCCAUUCUGCUGGCCGAAAACAGACUGUCAGAUGUGCAGCUGGUGAUUCACCUCCUGCGAAGUCGGACCUCGCUUUGCAUGAAUGGCAAGGCUACCUCUUUGCGACUGCUGGACUUGUCCCGAAACCCGCGUUUGGUGACUGAUGUUACUGAGCGCAUGACAAACCUCGGCACAAGAUUCCGCGGAGAUACUUUAAUGCUAUCAAUCUCGAGGUUCCUUGCAGAGGGUCUUCCUCUUCAAGUGCUGAGACUCAAAGAUCUGAAGCUUCGAAAUGACGACAUUCUGCCUCUCUUGAAGCUGCUGGGAGCGGAAGCUGAUGGCUUUGCCAUGGCAAACAACGAAGGUCCUGCCUGUCAAACGUGCCUGGAAGAGGUGGAUUUGAAGCUUAGCCGGCUUAGCCUAAGACAUUCAAGAAAGCUAAAGAUUGUAGUUGCUGAGCAAGUGUGUGUGUGUGUGUGUGUCAAGCUCUGUACCGAAGAGUUCCUCACUUUUUGCGGCUGA
Molecule: messenger RNA, 2788 nt
Organism: Cladocopium goreaui
Lineage: Eukaryota; Dinophyceae; Suessiales; Symbiodiniaceae
Source: the annotation of a GenBank genome assembly